AUGGCCUUCACCUCCGCCUCGCCCUCCCAGGUUUUCUACAAUGGGGCCAACGUGAAGCAAGUUGACGUCCCCACGAUGAGUGGGUCCUUCGGCAUCUUGGCCGCCCAUGUCGCCACCUUGCAAGUCCUGAGGCCCGGAGUUGUGAUGGUCUUUGCCGAGGACGACUCUUCCACAAAAUACUUCAUUAGUAGCAGCUCCAUCACAGUGAACGCAGAUUCUUUGGUCCAGCUGCUUGCUGAGGAAGUGGAUCAGCUGGAUGCUGUGACAGCCAAGUCGAACCUGGAGAAGGCCCUGUCAGAGCUGGCGUCUGCCUCUGAUGAAGCGGCAAAGGCGGAAGCACAGAUCAGCGUGGAAGCCAACGAGGUGAUCGGGAAAGCUUUGGAGUGA
Molecule: messenger RNA, 387 nt
Organism: Podarcis lilfordi (Lilford's wall lizard)
Lineage: Eukaryota; Metazoa; Chordata; Lepidosauria; Squamata; Lacertidae
Source: the annotation of a GenBank genome assembly